GGAGGGGCAGGGGGUGGGGGGAGACAUGGCUCGGCGCGGCUGGCGGCAAGCGCCCUUCCAUCGCGGUGUCGGUGUCGGCGUCGGCGUCGGCUUCGGCGUCGGGCCCCGAGCCCGGCCGCUCAUGCGGCCGCUCUGGUUGCUCCUCGCAGUGGGCGUCUUUGGCUGGGCCGGGGCUUCGGACGGCGCCGGCGGAGCGGCGAGAGCCAUGGACGAGGAGAUCGUGUCCGAGAAGCAAGCGGAGGAGAGUCACCGGCAGGACAGCGCCAAUCUGCUCAUCUUCAUCCUGCUGCUCACCCUCACCAUUCUCACGAUCUGGCUCUUCAAGCACCGGCGGGCCCGCUUCCUGCAUGAGACCGGCCUGGCUAUGAUUUAUGGUCUGUUGGUGGGCCUUGUGCUUCGGUAUGGCAUUCAUGUUCCAAGUGAUGUAAAUAAUGUGACCCUGAGCUGCGAAGUGCAGUCAAGUCCAACUACCCUGUUGGUAAAUGUUAGUGGAAAAUUUUAUGAGUAUACGCUGAAAGGAGAGAUUAGCUCACAUGAACUCAAUAAUGUCCAAGAUAAUGAAAUGCUUAGGAAGGUUACUUUUGACCCAGAAGUAUUUUUCAACAUAUUACUUCCUCCUAUCAUAUUUUAUGCAGGAUAUAGUCUGAAAAGGAGACAUUUCUUCCGGAACCUUGGUUCUAUCCUCGCAUAUGCUUUUCUUGGAACAGCUAUUUCUUGUUUUGUUAUUGGGUCGAUAAUGUACGGCUGUGUAACGCUGAUGAAAGUAACUGGGCAACUCGCAGGAGAUUUUUACUUUACAGAUUGCCUGCUAUUUGGUGCCAUCGUAUCAGCAACAGACCCAGUGACUGUUCUUGCCAUAUUCCACGAGCUGCAAGUUGAUGUGGAGCUCUAUGCACUUCUUUUUGGGGAAAGUGUCCUCAAUGAUGCUGUUGCCAUAGUGCUGUCCUCCUCAAUAGUAGCAUAUCAGCCUGCUGGAGACAACAGUCAUACUUUCGAUGUCACAGCCAUGUUCAAGUCUAUCGGAAUCUUCCUUGGGAUCUUCAGUGGAUCUUUUGCAAUGGGUGCUGCUACUGGGGUGGUGACAGCUUUGGUGACAAAGUUCACCAAAUUGCGAGAGUUCCAGUUGCUGGAGACGGGCUUAUUUUUCCUGAUGUCCUGGAGCACCUUCCUUUUGGCUGAAGCAUGGGGCUUCACAGGUGUGGUUGCAGUACUGUUCUGUGGCAUCACGCAAGCACAUUACACAUACAAUAAUUUAUCCACAGAGUCUCAGCAUCGAACUAAACAGUUGUUUGAGCUUCUCAAUUUCUUGGCAGAGAAUUUCAUCUUCUCCUACAUGGGCCUCACACUCUUCACCUUCCAGAGCCAUGUCUUUAACCUAACAUUUAUAAUAGGCGCAUUUAUGGCUAUUUUCUUGGGAAGAGCUGCCAAUAUUUACCCCUUGUCUCUCUUGCUUAAUUUGGGUAGAAGAAGUAAGAUUGGAUCAAAUUUUCAACAUAUGAUGAUGUUUGCUGGUCUUCGCGGUGCGAUGGCAUUUGCCUUGGCCAUUAGAGAUACUGCCACCUAUGCACGGCAAAUGAUGUUCAGUACCACACUGCUGAUCGUGUUUUUUACCGUGUGGGUAUUUGGCGGGGGCACCACAGCCAUGCUGUCGUGCUUGCAUAUAAGGGUUGGUGUUGAUUCAGACCAAGAACAUUUGGGUGUUCCUGAAAAUGAAAGGAGAACUACUAAAGCAGAGAGUGCUUGGCUCUUCCGAAUAUGGUACAACUUCGAUCAUAACUACCUGAAGCCUCUGCUGACGCACAGCGGGCCUCCCCUCACCACCACGCUCCCAGCCUGCUGCGGGCCCAUUGCCAGGUGCCUGACCAGCCCUCAGGCUUACGAAAACCAAGAGCAACUGAAAGAUGAUGACUCCGAUCUGAUUCUGAAUGAUGGAGAUAUCAGUUUGACGUACGGGGAUUCUACUGUGAACACAGAGUCGGGACCGUCCAGUGCCCCCAGGAGAUUUAUGGGCAACAGCUCUGAAGAUGCCUUGGAUCGGGAGCUUGCAUUUGGAGACCAUGAACUGGUCAUUCGAGGGACGCGCCUGGUUCUUCCUAUGGAUGAUUCUGAACCCGCGUUAAAUUCUUUAGAUGAUACGAGACACAGCCCAGCCUAAGCUUAUUAAUACUUAGUGAUUUGUAUAAUUUGCACAUGUGAUUGUGAAGAAAUUUGUACUACCUAAAAAGUCCUAGUGCAUGUCUCUGAAUGUGUAAGCUAUAUAAAUGCUAUUUAUAUGGCAUCGAAAGAAUAGAAAUAUCCUGUACAAGGCAGAUUGUGAGCAAACUCUUCUUUUAAGUUUUGAUGGCCGCACUAUGUAGGCUGGAUCUGUCUUAGAAAGUUACUUUCACAGUGAUGUUGUGUGUUCUGUUAGCUUUAUGUCUCAGUUGACGUAUAAAAAGUGACAGAGUUACUCUUUCUUAUAUUUACCUGACACUUAUCCAGAGUACCAAGUUCUUGUGAUGAGAAUUAAUUUGUGUGUGCGUAUGUGCGUGUAUAUGUGUGCGCGCGUGUGUAUGUGUGUGUGCGCGGUGAGGGAGGGAGAGGGAUGAGGGGAUGUUAUUUCCUAGGGAACCCAGGGAGGAGAGGUUCCUUUGUCGGAAACGUCUGUUGAUUGCUGCUGCCUUUGUCGUGACCUUUUUCUUUCCUUUUCUCUUGUGGCCCACUGUGGUGCAAGGAACUGACAGCAUUUUGAUCUUCCCCAUUCGGGUUGGAGAGCAACAUGCGGGGGCCUUUUCCCUCCUUGCUAUGAAAGAACAGAUUCACUGACCACCAUAUAUUGCAGAUCACCUCCAAGACCUUAGGGCUUUGCUUCCAGGCCAAGACUGUAGGAGUCGCAUCCAGCUGGCUUUGCCAAAGUACAGGUGUACAGAGUUCAGGGCACUUGAUUUGCAUUUGGAGGGCACUGGGCAGGUGGAGAGGGGGCAGAGGGCAAGGAAGGAGUAAAGAGGAUGGAGGAGUCGGCGGUCUCUCUUCCCAAAUAUGUAAAUAUACCAGAUAAGUUUAAAUAAGAAUCUAAUUGCUGCUUAAUUUUUGAUCAUGUACUUUAUCUGUAUAGCAAGCUUUGUUGUCAGAAGUUUUUAUAAUGAUUUAAAUUGCUGCUCUUGAGCAGCCAGGCAGGAGCAAAAUGUAAAAUUUUUAAACUUCCUGUGUCAUAUUGUUAUUUGUUAGCCUGUAGUAGAUGUGAAAAGUUAAUUUAUGAAUCCAUGGUCAUCCCAUACUACACCAAAGGCAGUCAUAAGAGUAAUAUGCUCUGGAGCAUUUAUGGUGAGGUGGCUCCUUUGUGUGCACUGGGGAUAGUUGUCUUCAUUGUCAUGUUAUUUUUAAUAUUAAAUACCUGAGCUGCCAUGUGAGUUUUUAUUUUUACAGUUUUCAAGGAAGAGCACAGAAAAAAUUCCCAUUUCAUAUUCAUAGUAUGCAAGUGGAGUCUAUUUUGUAAUGCUGAAAAUACCUAACGAUGCGUUCAACACUUAGAAGAGAAAUACUUUUUUUUUUUUGCCCUUUAGAGACAGCGUCUCGCUAUGCAGUUCAGGCUGGCCCUGAGCUCACUUUG
This is a messenger RNA of Chinchilla lanigera (long-tailed chinchilla), 3589 nucleotides long. RefSeq names its product solute carrier family 9, subfamily A (NHE6, cation proton antiporter 6), member 6 (gene Slc9a6). Bases 26 to 2155 code for a protein of 709 amino acids. Gene Ontology annotation, molecular function: sodium:proton antiporter activity. The record is from RefSeq and is a predicted model, not a curated record. Gene Ontology annotation, biological process: proton transmembrane transport; sodium ion transport; regulation of pH. Gene Ontology annotation, cellular component: recycling endosome; membrane. NCBI's taxonomy places the organism in Eukaryota, Metazoa, Chordata, Mammalia, Rodentia, Chinchillidae. The transcript has 16 exons.